CGUUCUAGCACACCCAGGGAUUCAAAAUAGGCCAGGGGCAUAGAAAUCGGCUCGUAUUAUGGCUUAGCGCAAGAGGAUUUGGCCUAUUUGGUUCCGUCCGACCUUGCGGAAAAAAAAGUAUAUCUUCGACUUGCGCUCCCGCUGCCAAAUCCCUUCUAAAUACCGAUUUUUUUGUACGUCAGUAGGGAGAACCUCGCGCAGCGGUAGUGUCGAAGUGGAUCCGGGCAACGGAAGGACAGACAGACAGGGCCUUGCAAGAUCCACGUUCCGUUAGCGUUUUCCGGCGCUGCCGAUAUGGAAUUGAACACCGCCAAUGAAAGUCGAUCGAAACUUAGUAAAACGGAGAAGAAAUUCCUGAGGAAGCAGGCCAAAGCCAGAAACACUCUGUUGCGACACGAAGGCAUCGAGAGCGUUUCCCACGUCACCCAGAGCUUGGUUGUCGCCAACGGAGGACUCGGCAAUGGUGUCGGUAGGAACCAGCUUCUUAGGAUAUUAGAGAAAUGUGGAUCCGUGGAAGCUCUCUUAAUGCCGCCGAACAAACCCUACUCGUUCGUGACGUACGGAGCCAGGGAAGGAUCCAGGACGGCCUACGAUACCCUCAACGGGCAGGAGAUGGUGGAUGAUUUUGGACAAAACAUCACUCUGUAUUUGAACUAUGUGGAAAAAGUGUAUUGGAAAGAUCAGGCGUCUUCCGCAUUGCCUCCGGGCCUCUUGAUAGUUGAAGAAGUCGUCUCUCCCGAGGAGGAGAAAAUGUUAUUGGAAGGGAUUGAUUGGGCCGAAGAUGCCCGUAAUCAGAAUGCUCAGAAAUCCUUAAAGCACCGAAGAGUAAAGCAUUUUGGGUAUGAAUUUCGCUACGACAAUAACAACGUAGACAAAGAUAAGCCAUUACCUGGAGGUCUUCCUGAAAUGUGCGGCGGUGUUUUGGAGAGGUGUUUGAAACAAGGACACAUUAAGAUUAGCCCCGAUCAGUUGACGAUAAACCAGUAUGAGCCUGGUCAGGGAAUACCCCCUCACAUCGACACACAUUCUGCUUUUGAGGAUGAAAUCAUUUCUCUCAGUUUGGGAGCUGAGAUCGUCAUGGAUUUCAAACACCCAGAUGGUCGGACGAUGGCGGUUCUGAUCCCUCGGCGGAGUUUGCUGGUGAUGACUGGAGAAUGUAGAUAUCUUUGGACCCACGGAAUCACACCCAGGAAACUUGAUGUUAUUCAGGCCUCCGAAGGACAGAAAUGUGGAAUUAUCACCGGUGAUGUUGGAGAUUUAACAUUAAGCAAGAGGGGCGUACGGACCUCGUUUACUUUUAGGAAAGUGAGGCAAACACCAUGCGCUUGUGCGUAUCCCUCGGUCUGUGACAGCCAAGGGGAUCAGCCAAGAGAAGCUUCUCCUUCAUUCCCAGAGAACGACCGAGAUGCAGCGAAACUGGAGGAGGAGUAUGUCCACAGGGUGUACGACAAGAUAGCCGGGCACUUCAGCAGCACCAGACACACCCCGUGGCCUCGGAUCGUGGCCUUCCUGAAGACCUUACCCCAAGGCGCCAUAGUGGCAGAUGUAGGAUGUGGGAAUGGAAAAUACCUCGGAGUCAAUAAGGAAUUAUACACGGUCGGUUGUGAUCGUAGCCAAAACCUUCUAGAGAUCUGUGGAGAGAAACAAUUUCAGGCUUUCGUCUGUGAUGCAUUGGCCGUUCCGAUUCGAAGCGGGGCAUGUGAUGCUUGUAUCUCCAUUGCUGUCAUCCACCAUUUUGCAACAGCGGAGCGAAGACUGGCGACCCUCCGCGAAUUAGCCCGCCUCCUCAGGCCUGGAGGCAAGGCCCUCGUUUCCGUCUGGGCAAUGGAGCAAGAAUACAACGAGCAGAAGUCCAAGUAUCUUAGAGGGAACCGAAACGGCGAGGGCGAGGAAGAACAGAGCAACGGUGAGGCAGAGCUUCUCGGCGAAGAGAUGCCCGAUAGCGGCGGGCCAGAGGCGGUCCGGUCCGUCCCGCCCGCCGGCGACUUGGAGGACGAAGCCCGUGAUGCCGACAGAGCAGUUCGUUCCAAGCUGCCAGUUCACACUAACAGAACGUGCUUUCAUUCUCAAGAUUUACUGGUCCCCUGGCAUCUGAAAGGGGGCGGCAAGAGCGGCAAAGGCGCCGAGGCGUCGAAGCCCGCCUCCGAUCCCGGUGCCGGCCCCGUCUUCCAUCGCUAUUAUCACGUGUUCUGCGAGGGGGAGCUGGAGGGGGCGUGCAGAACGUUGACCGACGUACGUGUCGAGCAGAGCUAUUACGAUCAGGGAAACUGGUGCGUGAUUUUCACCAAGCUCUGAGUCCUUGAUUUCGGGGAGCCGCUCGGUGGGUCGCGUGGCUUCGGGAGAGGGGGGUUGCCUGGGUUCCCUGGGGGGAGUCUGAGGAGCCUCAAGCAGAGAGUUCGGGAAGGAUGAGGAGGCAGAAGUGGAAAUCGAUCCUCGUCCCCCCCACCCCGGAGUCAUCGGCCGUUGUCUCAAUGUGUCUGGGCCACUUGUUCCUCAUUUAUAUUUUCCUCGUUUUGGGAGGAUGAAUGAGAACUGUGAGGUUCCCUGGAAUGUUGUAUAUAACUUAAAGAUACUAGGAUUACUUGUACGGGCUCUAAUUCAUUUACGGUGUUUCAUAAACAACGUUUCUAAAAUGA
Ornithorhynchus anatinus (platypus) is the source of this 2636-nucleotide messenger RNA. It is a transcript of the gene ALKBH8, whose product is annotated as alkB homolog 8, tRNA methyltransferase. Gene Ontology annotation, biological process: tRNA wobble uridine modification. Gene Ontology annotation, molecular function: tRNA binding; 2-oxoglutarate-dependent dioxygenase activity; S-adenosylmethionine-dependent methyltransferase activity. The transcript is spliced from 12 exons. NCBI's taxonomy places the organism in Eukaryota, Metazoa, Chordata, Mammalia, Monotremata, Ornithorhynchidae. The record is from RefSeq and is a predicted model, not a curated record. Bases 295 to 2295 code for a protein of 666 amino acids. Gene Ontology annotation, cellular component: cytoplasm; nucleus.